This is a messenger RNA of Drosophila serrata, 714 nucleotides long. Its product is annotated as peroxisomal multifunctional enzyme type 2. Gene Ontology annotation, cellular component: cytosol. The record is from RefSeq and is a predicted model, not a curated record. NCBI's taxonomy places the organism in Eukaryota, Metazoa, Arthropoda, Insecta, Diptera, Drosophilidae.
AGGGUGAGAGUGGAAAAAAAGGCGACAAUAAAAUCGGCUAUUGCACGCUGCCUGCUCAUUACUUCGCGUUCUCCGCUCCAAGCAAAACAUCACACACAUACAGCAACCAUGUCUCUACAGUCGGACGCCGUUUUCCAAAAGAUCAUCGAUGGCCUGAAGGAGAACGAGGCCAAGGCCAAGGCGGUCAACGGUGUGUUCCUGUACAAAAUCACCAAGGACGGCAAGGUGGCCAAGGAGUGGACCCUGGACUGCAAGAGCGCCAAGGCGUACGAGGGACCCGCCCAGGGCGUCAAGGUCGACACCACUCUGACCGUGGCCGAUGAGGAUAUGGUUGACAUUGCUCUGGGCAAGCUCAAUCCCCAGGCUGCUUUCAUGAAGGGCAAACUGAAGAUUGCUGGCAACAUUAUGCUUACCCAGAAGCUGGCGCCGCUCCUCAAGACCGAUGCGAAAUUGUAAGGAGCUAACGAGACGGAGGAGGAGGAGGAGCAACAGGAGCAGCCCGCACAACAUUCCUCAGCAAAAAUUAGUGUGUGUGUGUGUUCAAUAUGAAUAAUUUUUUUUUCUGUGCAUGUUGUGUGUGCAUUCUCGUGUAAUCUGUAUUCGUGUUUUUGUUUCACUACAUAAUUAAUUUACUAAUGUUAUUUUUGUACGGGAGAAAUCGUGGACAAAGAAAAACUAUAAAAUAAUACAUAAGGCGAACUAUCGAACAAUAUA